AUGUCCUCUCACGCCCCUCGUUUGCACGAUCCCUUUGUGGACUCUACAACAGACAGCCAAGAGGAAACGCCCAGCUCCGAAAAGCAAGCCCAUGUGGCUAGCAAAGAUCAAGAUAUUAGAUCUGACUCCCCAUGUAGUGAGAGUGACACAUCGACGAUAAAGCCCUAUCACUCCGGCAAGUCUCGAGAACCUGAAGAGACCCGCAAAUAUGAGACUUCCCAGGAGCACAAAAAACCGAAUCCUAUCACCACCCAGCCCCCUAGCCGUAUUCCUCGUGGACUAGUCUUUCAUAGACAAGGCCAGGAAUCACUUGCUACUUCACAGAAAGGGGCCCGAGUCAUCUCAGAGCAGAGCAGCUCAAUUCCAAUUCCGAUCCCAAUCCGUAGUCCUGAGCGCCUGAACAGUCGUUCAAAGACACGGGGUGAUGGGUUUGCUGGUGGUAUUCGAGUGAUUGAGAAGCCUCGUGGUCCUCGCCCCCACAUUUUGGCUGAGCAGAAAAAAGACUCAGCUUCGACUUCGAUUGAACAAGCACCCAGCCAGCCGAAAGAGAAUAUCGCCUCUUCCUCAUCAUCAUCUGGCGGUUGGGACCUUGAAGAGGGAAUGCCCAAACGACCCACCAAUGUGUAUACUGGUGAGUAUCGUACUCGUCCUACCCUCAGAAUUGCCCCUUCAGCCGAGAAGAUUAUCAUGGGCCCGGAUAGCCCUGGCAGCACGUAUGCAGUCACACAACGAUCACACCCAGCCCCCGUUCAGUAUCCGGAUACACCAAAACAUGUCUUCAAGGAAGGGCGUCGUAACAUAGAGGAUACACCAGGGACCUCAGGAUUCAGACAUCAAGACAACAACACCGCUGAAGACAUCCCGGUUAUUCCGCCAUCCAACCCUCCCCAGAUAUUGCUUGAGACAACCCCAAGGAGGGACACCGGUGGCCGCAAAUUUUCAAUUCCACGCAAACCUGUCAACAGUCCAAGCCUAUCAUCUCUUUCCACCCCCAGCUGCGAAAAUAUGCAGCCUACUCCUCCCAUACCAAAACUCCCUGAGCAAUACGAAGCCUUAGUAAAAGGAGGCAUGGCAUCUAGCCCAGUGACUCCAAAAGAGACAGCUUCUCCCAGAGCUAAAGAGUUUGGGCAAAGUCCAGGAGAGAGUGAGGUUAUAAUAAUACCUCAGAACAAGUGGACAGCGUCUCUGCAAGCCGUGUCCGACUUCCCCACUCACGAUGCGCCACUCUCAGUCCAGAACAGGGCAUUUGACGGCAUCAUAUCACAAAGUCCUAGCCACAAUGUGACGCCCCAAAGCGCCAGGAUUCCUGAUUCCCGGAGCAACCGUAUGCUUGAUGGCUUUCGGAAUAUCUUCAAGCAUAGAAGCACCAUGGAUAAGGAUAAAAAGGGACCUAACGAAGCAUCUGGCCUUGCAUUCGAAGACCCGAACUCCAGUAGCGCGAAGCUUACCACAAGUCCCGAAUACAGCAAGUUCGACUCUGGAAGGACAGGACCUCAUGCAAGCGCCAAGCACCUCAAGUUAUCUGAGGGUUGGAACAAAAGCCUACGCCUCCCUAUGCCCUCAACAGACAGACACAGAAGACCCACAAUCUCGGCGCCCAUCCCAAUAUCACCAGAAAACAUGCCUUCAUUCGCCCGGUCCACAAUGGCAGCACGCACCAGGGCCGUGACUAGUCCACGUGGACAACCAGCUAUCGCUCCUCAAGGUCCGACGCGCAGGACUCAUACAGUGGCUGCCACCACUGGGAGUCCUCAACGCACUAGGCGCCCCAGCAAAGGCACCGAAGCAAUUAUGUCGCCUGUGCAGAAGCAAACUAACCUGUCGCAUGUUGUGGGGCCGACUAAACUGGACACCACCACUUCUCAGACGAAAGCUCCCCAUAUUGAGAGAAGUGCCUCUAGCUCGCUGCCUAAGACCCUGGAUGAUAUCCGCGCUUGUGUGGAGCAACUGUGCAACAAAGCGCGGGAUGAGAGCACUCCGAGUAAGCGGGAACGAAAUCUCCGCAUGGCGCUGUCAUUGCAGCAGCAAGUCAGUGAUUACAACAGCAUUGAGAAAGAAGUCACAGAGGCUGAAGCAUUGGUGUCUAAGAAACGCGCAGACAAAUGCCUCUCUGAAAGCAUAUUGUUUGAAUCAUAUUCCCAGAUUCGGGCUCAAAUGAAUGAGGAUUGGAUAUCAACUAGCCUAUCCGAUGCUUAG
Aspergillus bombycis is the source of this 2196-nucleotide messenger RNA. RefSeq lists its product as uncharacterized. The coding region runs from base 1 to 2196 and encodes 731 amino acids. The record is from RefSeq and is a predicted model, not a curated record. The transcript has 4 exons. Lineage: Eukaryota; Fungi; Ascomycota; Eurotiomycetes; Eurotiales; Aspergillaceae.